CACGCGUGAGUAACAUGCAAACUUUGUGAUGUUAUCAUAGACCGUUAUGUCUGUGGGUGCUAUGCAGAAAUUACCAUAGACAGUUAAAGAAAAUUAUCCGGGAUGUGGCUAACAGUUGAUGGGAAAUAACCGCAAGGGGCAGUAUUUUUUCCUUUUCUUUUUCUUUUUACAGCAAACGUUGGAAAUCGAGGCGGAAGUCAACAAAGACCACAUCCUGUUGUGUCCCUGAGCUAAGCUACAAGAAUGGCGGAUGAGGAGGACGAGACUGGCUUCGAUGAGGAGUUGGAAGACGGAUCCAGCGGAGUGGAUGUCGGCCACGGGAAGAGAAAGAGGCUCUUCUCCAAGGAGCUCCGAUGUAUGAUGUACGGAUUUGGAGACGACCAGAACCCGUAUACUGAGUCUGUGGAUAUUCUGGAGGACCUGGUCAUCGAGUUUAUCACGGAAAUGACCCACAAAGCCAUGUCUAUUGGACGCCAGGGCCGCGUCCAGGUGGAGGACAUCGUUUUCCUAAUUCGCAAAGACCCCCGGAAAUUCGCCAGGGUCAAAGACCUACUGACCAUGAACGAAGAGCUGAAGAGAGCCCGUAAAGCUUUCGAUGAAGCAAAUUAUGGCUCAUGAAAAAUGUGUAACAUAACACUUUUCUUUUUACCUAAACCUAAUUUGAAAACUUUCUUUUUAUUGAAGUUUAACUGGAUGGUUCAUUUGCUGAUCUGUAUUCUUGAGGUUGUUGUUUAGCCUUGACUUGUGAUUGUUCAUUAUUUCAUUUGGUGGUAUAUGACAGUGACAAGAAGGCCAAAGUGUUUCCUGGCACCAUGUUGUCUUGGACUGUCUUAAUAAAGAAACAUACUGUUUUCAGUUGCUCAGUUAUUAAUUUCACUACCAGAAUACCCAGAAAAGACUGCUCCCUAGAUCUGUACAGUGACAUUUAAGGUUCAACUUUUAACAUGCUUUUAGUUUUAGUCAUCAAACCAUUGCUCGUAAAGUUGUAAAUGACCCCAGAAAGUGUGCAGCCACAGUCUCCCCCUCAACUUGGUACAGUGUUCUAAUGACUAGA
Messenger RNA from Etheostoma cragini (Arkansas darter), 1054 nucleotides. It is a transcript of the gene taf13, whose product is annotated as TATA-box binding protein associated factor 13. The transcript is spliced from 2 exons. Gene Ontology annotation, molecular function: protein heterodimerization activity. Gene Ontology annotation, cellular component: transcription factor TFIID complex. NCBI's taxonomy places the organism in Eukaryota, Metazoa, Chordata, Actinopteri, Perciformes, Percidae. The coding region runs from base 244 to 618 and encodes 124 amino acids. The record is from RefSeq and is a predicted model, not a curated record. Gene Ontology annotation, biological process: transcription by RNA polymerase II.